This is a messenger RNA of Castor canadensis (American beaver), 9616 nucleotides long. NCBI's taxonomy places the organism in Eukaryota, Metazoa, Chordata, Mammalia, Rodentia, Castoridae. The record is from RefSeq and is a predicted model, not a curated record.
ACACACACAAACCUAUAGUUGGUGAACGACCAACCACUUCCAAGAGAGUGAGGCAGGGACCCCACUUUUACCACUUCACUAUACAGUCCUCACAGUGAGGGAAGAAGGUGAAGUGAGGCAUAAGGAUGGCAAAGAAGUAAAACCACAUGACUGUAUGCAUAGAAAAUCUUAAGGAAUUUACAAAGCAACUGUUAGAACUAGUGAGUGAAAUAAAGUUGCAGAAUUCAUAGUUAAUAUUUGAAAAAUACAAUUCUGUGUUUAUAUUAAAUAGCAAAAAGCUAGAAAAUGAAGUUUAAAAACUCAAGUCUAUUUACAGUACUACAAAAAACAAAAUACUUAGGAAUAAAUUUAACAAGAGAUACUCAGAUCUUUACUCUAAAACAUCAAAAUAAUGCUGAGAGAAAUUAAAGAAGACCUACAUGAACGGGAAAGGAUGCAAUCUUCAUGUGCUGUUGGCUCUCCCGAAAGUGAUGCACAGUUUAAUUGCAACCUAGUCAGCAUUCUGCUAGCUCUUCUACACUCAACAAGAAUAAAAAAAAAAAAAGCCUAGAGGAAUUAAACAGGCAUUUCACAAAAGAAGAUAUAAAAAUGGCAAAUAAGCAGAUAUAAAGAUACUCAAUAUCCUUAGUAAUCAGGAAGUGCAAGUUAAAUCCACAGUGAAAUACCAGUGUACUUUAUUAGGAUAGCUAAGAGUAAAAAGAUGACAAAGCUAAGGGUUAACAACCAUGCACAGCAGCUACCACUGUCAUGCACUGCUGUGGCAAUAUCAACUGAUACAGUCACUCUUGAAAACUAUUCGUCAAUUUCUAAAAAUCUGCAGUACACUUACUGUAUCCCUCAGCUCUUGCACUUCUUACAUUUACCCAAGGAAAAUGAAAUAUAUGUCCAUGAAGAUGCUCACUGAAGCUGUAUUAUAAUAACUCUAAACUGAGAACAGCGCAGUUGUUCAUCUUUAUUACAAGUUCAUCAUCGUUAAGGAGACAAAUAAGUAGUAACAUAACUGUAAUGAAAUGUUACUCAGAAAUAAAAGGAAGAAAUGUCCGAUAUGUACAACAUGAAUAAAUAUUGAAAUCAUUCAGCUGAGUGAAAGAAACCAGAAAUGAGUACAUAGUGUGAUUUCAUUUAUAUAAAAAUAAAAGAAAAUGCACAUUAGUCACAUAAGAGAAUCAUUGGUUACCUGGAGCCAGGGGCACAGGGGAAGAAGAGACCUUAAAGGGACAUGUGGGAUUUGGUAAAUGAUGGAAACUUACACCUUGAUUGUGAUGGUGGUGGUGGUUUCCUGUGCAUGUACAACUGUCAAAACUUCUUGAAUUGUGUACUUUUAAACCCAUGCAGUUCUCUGUAAAUCAUACCCCAGUGUUGAUAAAAAGUUACUGAAAUGCACGAUGGAAAAUAUGUAUGCAGUAAAUAAGCUUUAUUGGUAUGGACCAGAUGUAGUUGCAAGUUCCUAUUUUCAUAAUAGAGAUUUAACAGUUCUUUUAAGAGCUAAGUAGUUGCCAAGUGUGUUAAGCAAAUAAAAGAUUUCAUUGUUUAUUGAAUUUUUUGUAGUAAGAAGGUGUAGCAGUGGAGUCCUUUAGUCUGUUUUGGUUCUGGAGCUUAGACUUCCUAUGUUUUUUCUCUUCUUUGUUCCUGAAUUCUCUUCCAAGCUUUUUUAAACUUAUGGCCCAGAAGUAUCAAAAUUGAAUUUGUUGAUUUAGGAUGUAAAAAGCCUUUUGUUUUGGAUGUCUGAGAAGGUGAGUCUGUAAAGAACUUCUUCAGACUUCUAUAACAGCUCAAACUCCUCCCCUCUCAGCUUAACCUUUAAACUUUCAAAUAUGGAAUUAUAUCCAGUAAAUAGAGCAAAAGGCCCAUGGCUUAGCUAUGUAGUUCUUAAUAUGUGAAAAAGAAAUGGAAAACACCCCAGCUUUGCCUGCAUGGCACCUCAAUAGUGGUACAAUAAUCACAAGCUGCAAAAAUUAUAGUGAUUUUUGUGGUAUUGUUAUAUAUCAUUUUAAUCUGAGUUACCAGGCCAUUUUCCCAUCUACUGUUGUAAAAGUCUCUAAAAAACAAAUGUCAUUUUUGGUGUUGUAUAAGCAACAUCAAAGUACCUACUUCAGGAAUUUUUUUUUUCCAUUUCAUUCAGCCUUUUAAAAAUAAAUUCAUCAGUGUACCUUACCCAGUCAUUAUUGUUUUCUAAGAGAAAUAAAUUUAGAAAAUGUGAUGAUCAGAUAUGGAUGUUUAAAAAGUCAUGGUAUUUAAGCCUACAAAGUGAGAGAAAAUAGCAAAUCUUUAUCACUGAGUUAAUUCUUCCUUCUGAUUUUUUUGUUGUUCUGACAGGUGAGCCAAGUCUUAGGGAAAAUGCUUAGGAAAAAUGCUGUCUUAAAUUACUGUCCUGACUUAAACUCCCACAGAGUUUUUGACAUUAAGGUUCUUUCAAAAUCUGGAGUAAUAAAAAGAAAAUCGCCUUGAAAAGAUACUGUCCAUGGGCAUUUCCACCUGAAAUUUACCUUUUAAAAAAAUUUUUAAAACCAAAGUACUAGAGGCAUACACACAUGAUGCUGUUGAUUCUUCACCGUCUUGCAAAAUUGAAGAUAAGGUUCACCUAAUUUCAGAGGAGCACUCAAGUUCUGUGCAUCUUGGAUGUGUCGUAACAGGAACUGACUUAGGGAAUUUGAAGCUUAGAUGAGAACCAAGAAAGUUGUGCCUGAGCUGUAGAUGACCCUGCUUUUAAGUUGAGUGAGCAGAAGUAACUGACAAGGGGGUGAAGGUGUUACUAGGUAGAGCAGUGAAUUUCUACUGGAAAGGUAGAAAUUCCAGUGCCACUAGAAAGGAGGGUAAGGCAGCUUCUGGAGGAUUGACCAAGCUGCAGACCAGACCACUGCCUCUUUAGGCAAAGGCAAUAACAGGGCCAGGUACGGUGGUACAUGCCUGUAAUUUCAGCCAUGUGGGAGGAGAUAGUGGUCCAAGACCCAGGUAUAAAGUACGAGAUACAUUAAAAACAAACCAAAGCUAAAAGGUGUCGGGGGAGUGACUCAAGUGAUAGAGUCCUGCGUUCAAACCUCAAAAACCCCAUAACAAAUGCCCUUAUGCGCCACUGACACACUUAAUUAACAUAAGUAUUUUGUAACUCAUUUUUCUCAUUAAUUGAAUAGUAUGGUUAAAUGAAACUUGACCAGAAAGUUUUUGUUUGAAGACUUACUGCAGAUAAAUACCUUUUGAAAUGUCUGCGUUCCUGUGUAAAUUGUUUAUGGUAAUCAUGUUGUAGCUCUCAUUUUGAGGCUUCAUUCUCAUUUUGAUCAUGUCUAGGUCAUGUUCUUGAAGGUAGAGCUUGUGUCCUCCUGGCACCUAGAACGUAGAGUUGCACCGGCAGCCACUUGUAGAAGGGGCAUUUGUCAUUGUUCAGUGAAGAUAAAAUACGUUGCCUGGUAGUCUUGUUUUAAAUGAGUACUUAGUGUUAGAUGAUUUAUUGUUUCCUUCAUCGUUGAGAAUUAAAAUGCAACAUAUUUUUGAGAGUAGGGGUAAAUAAAACUUCGGCUCCUUUUUAGACCUGGAACUUUAUAGUCAUACAAAGUUACUAUCUAAAUUUCUGGUAUAUGAACUAUGUAGAUGUUCACUUAGAUUUUUAAGCUUUCUUUUUUUUUAAAGUAAGUUAUCUGUAAAGUUAUUAAGAUGUGAUGAAACCACAUCAUUAUGUUUUAUUUAUCAUUUUGAAACUAAAAACACCACGUGGGAACUGCAUUAAACUUAACUUUUGCAUCAUGAAUAGAAGCAGAAAUUAUUUCCAAAUUGAGGUGCAGGAAGCUUUAAAAUGCCUGGUCAUCCUUUAUCAGCACUGCCGAAUGAAUCAGCAAUUUGCUGAGUAAUUCCUUUUGUUGAUUACUUAAAGAUGAAGAACAAUUGCAAAAAUGGAUUUACUAAUCUUUUGUAAGAACACAACCCAAACGUUGGAGUUCAUUUAAUUUUGAAGUCACCAAAGUUUUCAUGUAUUUUGCUGGGAUCCUUAAUCUGAGGUUGGUGACAGGUAGAAGGAUGCUUUCCACUUCACUUCCAAGCACCAUUUGUUAUGCAGAAUGUCUGUGAGUGAGAACACAGUGUUUGCCUAUGAGUCCUCGGUGCACAGCACCAACGUCUUGCUCAGCCUCAAUGACCAGCGGAAGAAGGACGUGCUGUGCGACGUCACUGUCCUUGUGGAGGGCCAGCGAUUCCGUGCCCAUCGCUCGGUGCUGGCAGCAUGCAGCAGCUACUUCCACUCGAGAAUUGUAGGUCAGGCUGAUGCCGAGCUGAGCAUCAAGCUGCCAGAAGAGGUGACAGUUAAAGGAUUUGAACCUUUAAUUCAGUUUGCCUACACUGCUAAACUCAUUUUAAAUAAAGACAAUGUGGAUGAAGUAUGCAAAUGUGUGGAAUUUUUAAGUGUACACAAUAUUGAGGAAUCUUGCUUUCAGUUUCUCAAAUUUAAGUUUAUGGACUCCACUUCAGACCAGCAAGAAUGUACAAGGAAAAAAUGCUUUCCAUCUUAUUGUCAAAAAUCAGACCUUAAAUUUUCACUUUCAGACCAGAGAGAUUCAGAAAUUGAUGAAGCAGAGGAGUUUCUGGAAAAUAAAAAUGUUCAGACCCCUCAGUGUAAGCUCCAAAGGAAUCAAGGAAAUGUAAAAGCAUCGCCUCCCCUCCAAGACAGUGCCAGUCAGACCUGUGAGUCCUUGUGCUUGGGGAAGGAGGCUGCUCUGGCUUUGCCCUCUUUGUGCCCCAAAUACAGAAAAUUCCAAAAAGCAUUUGGAACUGACAGAGGCCGUACUGUGGAAUCUAGUGUCAAAGAUGUUCAUGUGGCUUCCGGUCAGCCAGAUGAGAUACCUGAAAAUGAAUGUCUACGGGGAGGCCAAGACUCUGCUGACCUGCAGUUGAUUUUAAAAUGUGAAGAAAGCAAGUUAGCAAUGGCAUAUGAAGAAACAAAGAAAAAAGAUCCCACUUCCCAAUGCCCAACACAAGAACCAACAGAAGUAACUCCUCUUCCCCACAGUUCUUCUACAGACCCUCAUGGACUCUAUUCUCUGUCUCUUUUACACACAUAUGACCAAUCUGGUGACUUGAAUUUUGCUGGUAUGCAAAACACAACAAUGAAAGCAGAAAAACUUUUGUCGGGUACAGAUGCUCAAGAAGGGAAAACAUUUUGUGAAGGUCAGGAUUUAUAUUUGAAAUCUGACAUGGGCCCUAAGGAAGAUGGUAGCCUUGCAUCUAGUGAUCGGAGCAGUGUGGAACGAGAGGUGGCAGAGCACCUAGCAAAAGGCUUCUGGAGUGACAUUUGCAACACCAACUCUCCUUGCCAAAUGCAGUUGUCACCUGCUGUAGCCAAAGAUGGCUCAGAACAGAUCUACUCACAGAAACGGUCUGAAUGUCCCUGGUUAGGUAUCAGGAUCAGUGAAAGCCCAGAACCAGGCCAGAGGACUUUUGCAACCUUAAGUUCUGUCAACUGCCCUUUUAUAAGUACCCUGAGUACCGAAGGUUGUUCAAGCAGUUUGGAAAUUGCAAAUGAUGGUUACGUUUCAGAGCCUCAGCAGGAACCUUGUCCAUAUGCUUGUGUGAUUAGCUUGGGUGAUGACUCUGAGACAGACACAGAAGGUGACAGUGAAUCCUGUUCAGCCAGAGAACAAGAAUGUGAGGUUAAACUGCCAUUUAAUGCACAGCGAAUAAUUUCACUCUCGCGAAAUGAUUUUCAGUCCUUGUUGAAAAUGCACAAACUGACACCAGAACAACUGGAUUGUAUCCAUGACAUUCGCAGAAGAAGUAAAAACAGAAUUGCUGCACAGCGCUGUCGGAAGAGAAAACUUGACUGCAUACAGAAUCUUGAAUCAGAGAUUGAGAAGCUGCAAAGUGAAAAGGAGAGCUUGUUGAAGGAAAGAGACCACAUCUUGUCCACUCUGGGUGAAACAAAGCAGAACCUAACUGGACUUUGCCAACAAGUCUGUAAAGAAGCAGCUCUGAGUCCAGAACAGAUUCAGAUUCUCGCCAAGUACUCAGCUACAGAUUGCCCACUUUCCUUUUUAAUUUCUGAAAAAGGAAAAAGUACUCCUGAUGGUGAAGUUGUGCUGCCGUCCGUUUUCAGUCUAUCUGAUGUGCCGGUGGUGCUGCCUCCUUACAGGAGAGGAAGCUGUGAGGCUGGCUAUAAGCCGGGUCAGGAAUCCCAGCCCAGCUCUACAGCCACCGCCAAGCAGCUUGUGGAACAGUGUCGCCAGAGUGGCGUGAUCUCCGAGUUCUGUCAGCAGAUGACUGAUAAAUGUACUACUGACUAGUAAACUUGGUUUGCUUCCUUCAGCCCAUGCAACUUGCUACUGAAGUUUUGGUAUUGUCUUGAAAGCCUAAUAUGGCCAUCUCUUGCUUAAUAGUACUGAUUUCCCUACUAGCUUUCUAUCCACUGAAUUUCUCUUUAAGUUAACCCUGAUUUCUCUCAAUUUUCACAAGAGACACCAAAAUGACUUGCCUCCUGAGUAUUGAAAAACCACAUGUGGAAAUGUAGCAGGCUAUUAAAACUUGUGUUUUAAAGAGUAACUGUUAGUUUUAGUAAUAACUUCCCAGUAUUCAAAAUAACCAUGAGAAUAAAAACUUCAGCCUGUAAUAGUCUAAGAGCUCGAAACAUCUGUAGAGUUCUGCCGAAAAAGUUUCAUGAUCUACUUUUUUGCAAUGUACAGAUUUAAGAGAAAGUUUCUCCCCAAGCAAUAUAGUUCUAGUCUACUUAGAAGUAGGAUGUGAGUACUGGAAAUAUUUGCAUAGAGCUGCAGUGUGAAAAAUCUACCAUCUUUCCUGAGUUCUGGAGCUUUGUGCUCAGCUCCUCCUACACCCAGGUGUUGGUCGGGCUUCACUAUAGCUCGUGGGCUACACUGGCAGCAUUCAGUGUUGGGCAGGUGGUACCUGAGGUGGAGGCUUCCCCCUUCUUCAGUAGACUGUAGAAUUUUGUUCAGAAUAAAUAAUAAAUAAAUACCAUUUUCCCUCCUCAGUUUCCACCACAUCAAAGCCCAUUAUGAACUUUCCUGAUACUCUUAUUGCUUGGAAAGAGAAAAGGGACCCAGGAUGCAUGGCUCAUGUGCACCGACUGGCAGCAUUAUCUUAGGCCCCUGAUCUGGAGAGCUUCCCAACAUACACAGAUGCUUUCUCUUCCACUGUAGGUCACUGAUGCCAGAAAAGCAGGCAUGAGAAUCAAGGGAAAGAGCUUUUUCUACAUUACCAGGAAUGUAGCUCAUUUUUGAAGUCCUGUGGUACGCAUGUUGAAAGCGUUAUUGUGGAUAAAAAUGUCUGAAACAACGCUACAACUUUUUGAAAAAGGGUGAAUCUUGGUCUUAUUGCAUUAUGGGUUUGUAUUUGAGAACCAAGUUUAAUCCUUGCCUUUUUUCCCAAAAUUUGGUAUGAUGUAAAGACACACAGAUCAUUUUCACUUGGGUAUGUAAAAAUCAGUCUUUGUGUUUAUUUGGUCCUCUUAUAAAAUGUAUUUCUAAUCUGAUCACUUGUCCCAUAACACUUUUCAGUGAGCUGUUUUCUAGAAUUAAAUAUUUUAAGAGGCAAAUGAAAGUUAUAGAUCUCAGCAGUUAAACAAAAAAAUCGCACUUACAGGUUGAGUAUCCCUGGUCAAGAAAUUAAAAUGCUUCAAAAUCUGAAACUUUUUGAGUGCUGACAAGAUAUCACAAGUGGAAAGUUCCAUGCCUGACCUCAUGUGAGAAGUUUCAGUCAAAACACCAGUGCACUAAAAAUGUUAAAAUGACUUAGCCUGUUUGCGUAAGGUGCAGUCGAAACACGAAUGAAUUUCAUGUUUAGACUCGGGCCUCAUCCCCAAGAUAUCUCAUUAUGUAUAUGGCACAUAUUCCAGAAUCUGAAACAGUCUGAACUCUGAAGCACAUUGAGUCUUAAGCAAUUCAGGUGAGGGAUACUCAACCUGUAUUCACAUUUACAGAAACUUUUGCAGAACCCAGUACUAAAUGGUACAAAGAAAUGGUGGUAUAUGGAGUAGAAAGUGCUUCAUUUCAUCAAGUCAGACACCUGUAAGAGAUCCUUCUCUUGAUAGCACCCUGAGUCUACUGAAGUAUCUGGGUAGCUAAAGAGGGAACAGCCACCACAGUGAAUGACAUGUUGGAAGUAAGUAGAUCUUUGCCUUGCGAGUGUAUGGGGACCAGACUCAGGCUUCAGAGCAGUGUGUCAAAUGUUGGCCUUUUUCAUUGGGGUGCAGAGAGAGGAAGGAUAGUACUCAUAUAUUUUUAGUAUUUGUUAUCUUUGUUAUUGACUUAGUUGGAAGAGAAAAUUACUUGAGAUUAUUUUCUAGAAGGUUUCAUAAGUAUACUCAAUUUGUCAGGGCAAAUAGUCAUUCUAUGAAAACGCAUCCCACAUUACAGAAUUGUGUGUAUAUAACCCCUGUGUAGCUACUUCUUUGAUAUUUGUAAUUUAAAUUUCAGCUUCACAAUGUACAAUAAUAUAAAAACUUCUGGUUUACAAAAUGUAAAAUAUUACACAAGCCAAUGGAAUUCUUGAUUUCCUACCUCAGUAUAUGCUCAACUGUCAGCAGUUUUUAUAUGUGCAAAUGUUAAUCUUUUGCUUUAAUUCCAACUGUAAAUACUUGCUUUGAAAAGUUAUUUACUGUUUUAUGAUAAAAUCUAGCUGUCUCCACAGUUUAAAUAUAAUUUUAAAGCACUUGGUUUGAAUUUCUCUCUACCUAUAAGCAGUUUAGCAUUAAGGGUUUAUUUUAAUGGCAUCUGAUAAUUGGCCAAGUGUAAUUUUUCUUAAAAUUUAGCAUUACUUUCAAUAACCAGCAUGUAAUACAAGUAAAUACACUACCUCAUACCUACAUGAUUUUCAAGUUGUAAUAUAGAUGGACAAAAAAGAUUUUGUCUUUGUCUUUUGACCAUAAGGUGGGGAAGUUUUCUAUAUAUUGUAUAGCAUUACACAUUUAUGCCUAUUUUAACAUUAACUUCUAAAGAAGUUUUUUCUAAGAAAAUUUGUUUUAAGGCAAUAUUUUUUGAGACUGCCGAAGACAAAUGACAGGAUUACGUGUAUACAGUGUAUGCCUUUUCCUUCAUGCCGAAGUUUGAAAAUGUUUGUUUGUGAUUUCCGUAAUCAUUGUUUCUUAUUCUAUGAACCCGACCUUCUCAGUGCUUGAUGACUGACUCAGCAAAAUAACAUUACCAUAAAUUUCUUCCCUUAUUUGAAUACUAUAACUUUAGCAAAUAAUUUGUUAAAUUGUUAUAUUCAAAAUAAAUGUGGAUAUAAUGUUGGUUCUCCAUCUGUAAGUUUUACAAUAAAUUAUAGCCUAAUGUGUAACCAAUUUAAGGAGUUAAGUAUAUUUGAUGCAGUAGACCAUACAGAUUGCAGGUGGACACUCAACAUAUUACCAAUUGGGAAAAAACAAAUGGCAGUGUUACAGUGAAUUCUCAGGUGACCUUUUUUCAUUAUGAAAACAUCUAUUUUGAAUUUGUAAAUAUUUUAAAUGUUUUAUUAAGGCAUGUAAUAAACUAUUCCUUGAACCCUGUUGGGUAUAAUAAAAAUUUAAAGCCAUAAUGGCAAAAGGUAGCAUCCUGAUUGUAAAAUAAACAGAAAUAAUAACAUUGAUUUUUUUUGUAUCUUUCAUAAUAUAAUUUUCUAACCGCAAUAAAACCACUAAACUUAU